Messenger RNA from Dipodomys spectabilis (banner-tailed kangaroo rat), 3207 nucleotides. RefSeq names its product signal peptide, CUB domain and EGF like domain containing 3 (gene Scube3). The record is from RefSeq and is a predicted model, not a curated record. Gene Ontology annotation, biological process: signal transduction. NCBI's taxonomy places the organism in Eukaryota, Metazoa, Chordata, Mammalia, Rodentia, Heteromyidae. The transcript is spliced from 23 exons. Gene Ontology annotation, cellular component: cell surface. The coding region runs from base 1 to 3030 and encodes 1009 amino acids. Gene Ontology annotation, molecular function: calcium ion binding.
AUGGGCUCGGGGCGCGUGUCCGGGCUCUGCCUGCUCGUCCUGCUGGUUCACGCCCGCGCCGCCCAGCACGGCAAAGCAGCGCAAGAUGUGGAUGAGUGUGUGGAGGGGACUGACCACUGCCACAUUGAUGCCAUCUGCCAGAACACUCCGCGGUCCUACAAGUGCAUCUGCAAGUCCGGCUACACGGGAGAUGGCAAGCACUGCAAAGAUGUGGAUGAGUGUGAACGAGAGGACAACGCAGGCUGUGUGCAUGACUGUGUCAACAUCCCUGGGAACUACCGCUGCACCUGCUAUGAUGGGUUCCACCUGGCGCACGAUGGACACAACUGCCUAGAUGUGGAUGAGUGUGCGGAAGGCAAUGGCGGCUGUCAGCAGAGUUGUGUCAACAUGAUGGGCAGCUACGAGUGUCACUGCCGGGAGGGCUUCUUCCUCAGCGACAACCAGCACACCUGCAUCCAGCGGCCCGAAGAAGGAAUGAACUGCAUGAACAAGAACCAUGGCUGCGCCCACAUUUGCCGCGAGACCCCCAAGGGGGGUAUUGCCUGUGAAUGCCGCCCUGGCUUCGAGCUCACCAAGAACCAAAGGGACUGUAAAUUGACCUGCAACUAUGGCAAUGGUGGCUGCCAGCACACGUGUGAUGACACGGAGCAGGGCCCCCGCUGCGGCUGCCAUGUCAAGUUUGUCCUCCAUACCGACGGGAAGACAUGCAUCGGGGAAAGGCGGCUAGAGCAGCACACCCCCCCUCAGGCCGUUUCUAAUGAGACCUGUGCUGUCAACAAUGGAGGCUGCGACAGUAAAUGCCACGACGCAGCCACGGGCGUCCACUGUAGCUGCCCUGUGGGCUUCAUGCUACAGCCAGACCGCAAGACCUGCAAAGACAUAGACGAGUGCCGGCUGAACAACGGGGGCUGCGACCAUCUUUGCCGCAAUACAGUGGGCAGCUUCGAAUGCAGCUGCAAGAAGGGCUACAAGCUGCUCAUCAAUGAGAGGAACUGCCAGGAUAUAGAUGAGUGCUCCUUUGAUCGAACCUGUGACCACAUUUGUGUCAACACGCCAGGAAGCUUCCAGUGUCUCUGCCAUCGUGGCUACCUGCUAUAUGGUGUCACCCACUGUGGUGAUGUGGACGAGUGCAGCAUCAACCGAGGAGGCUGCCGCUUUGGUUGCAUCAACACCCCUGGCAGCUACCAGUGUACCUGUCCAGCCGGCCAGGGCCGCCUGCACUGGAAUGGCAAAGAUUGUACAGAGCCAGUGAAGUGUCAGGGAAACCCUGGAGCCUCAAAGGCCAUGCUCAGCUGCAAUCGAUCUGGCAAGAAGGACACCUGUGCCCUGACCUGCCCCUCUCGGGCCCGGUUUUUGCCAGAGUCUGAGAAUGGCUUCACAGUGAGCUGUGGCACCCCGAGUCCUAAGGCUGCCCCAGCCCGAGCCGGCCACCCCGGGAAUAGCACCAGUUCCAGCCACUGCCAUGAGGCUGCAGCCCUGUCGGUUAAACAGCGGGCCUCCUUCAAGAUCAAGGAUGCCAAGUGCCGUUUACACCUGCGAAACAAAGGCAAACCGGAGGAGGCCAGCAGAGUCCCAGGGCCAGGUGGCGCCCCCUGCUCUGACUGCCAGGUUACUUUCAUCCAUCUCAAGUGUGACUCCUCUCGGAAGGGCAAGGGCCGGAGGGCUCGGACCCCUCCAGGCAAGGAGGUCACCCGACUCACCCUGGAACUGGAGGCAGAAGUGAGAGCUGAAGAAACCACAGCCAGCUGCGGGUUGCCCUGCCUCCGCCAGCGGAUGGAACGGCGACUGAAAGGAUCCCUGAAGAUGCUCAGAAAGUCCAUCAACCAGGACCGCUUCCUGCUGCGCCUGGCUGGCCUUGACUACGAACUAGCCCACAAGCCCAGCCUGGCAGCCGGAGAGCGCGCAGAGCCAGGGGAGGCCUGCAGGCCCGGGCAGCACCGCGCUGGGGCCAAGUGUGUCAGCUGCCCGCAGGGAACGUAUUACCACGGCCAGACGGAGCAGUGUGUGCCAUGCCCAGCGGGCACCUUCCAGGAGAGAGAAGGGCAGCUCUCCUGCGACCUUUGCCCUGGGAGUGAUGCCCACGGGCCUCUUGGAGCCACCAACAUCACCACGUGUGCAGGUCAGUGCCCACCUGGCCAACACUCUGCAGAUGGGUUCAAGCCCUGCCAGCCAUGUCCACGGGGCACCUACCAACCUGAAGCAGGCCGGACCCUGUGUUUCCCAUGUGGGGGUGGCCUCACCACCAAGCAUGAGGGGGCUGUCUCCUUCCAAGACUGUGAUACCAAAGUCCAGUGCUCUCCAGGGCACUACUACAACACCAGCAUCCAUCGGUGUAUCCGUUGUGCCAUGGGCUCCUACCAGCCAGACUUCCGUCAGAACUUCUGCACUCGCUGUCCUGGAAAUACAAGCACUGACUUUGAUGGAUCUACCAGCGUGGCCCAGUGCAAGAAUCGCCAGUGUGGUGGGGAGCUAGGUGAGUUCACUGGCUAUAUCGAGUCUCCCAACUACCCGGGCAACUACCCAGCCGGCGUGGAGUGCAUCUGGAACAUCAACCCCCCACCCAAGCGCAAGAUUCUUAUCGUGGUACCCGAGAUCUUCCUGCCAUCUGAGGACGAGUGUGGGGACGUCCUCGUCAUGAGAAAGAACUCCUCCCCAUCCUCCAUCACCACAUAUGAGACCUGCCAGACCUAUGAGCGGCCCAUCGCCUUCACUGCCCGUUCCCGGAAACUCUGGAUUAACUUUAAGACGAGUGAGGCCAACAGUGCCCGUGGCUUCCAGAUCCCUUAUGUGACCUAUGACGAGGACUAUGAGCAGCUGGUAGAAGACAUUGUGCGGGAUGGCCGGCUCUAUGCCUCUGAAAACCACCAGGAGAUCUUAAAGGACAAGAAGCUAAUCAAGGCCUUCUUUGAGGUGCUGGCCCAUCCCCAGAACUACUUCAAGUACACAGAGAAACACAAGGAGAUGUUGCCAAAAUCCUUCAUCAAGCUUCUCCGGUCCAAAGUUUCCAGCUUCCUGAGGCCCUACAAAUAGUGCCCACAGCCCAAGGACUCAGGUUUUGGAGUCCCCAGACUCCUCAGCCCUCAGAGCUGGCAGCCCCCAACCUUAGACAAGGAACUCUCUCCUCUCUUUGGAGGAAAACUAUCACUACACAGACCAGGCACUCUCCCUUUUUGUCUUUCUCACUUCCUUCUCUCUUCCUCCCUUACU